Suillus discolor is the source of this 1830-nucleotide messenger RNA. RefSeq lists its product as uncharacterized. Lineage: Eukaryota; Fungi; Basidiomycota; Agaricomycetes; Boletales; Suillaceae. The transcript has a single exon. Bases 1 to 1830 code for a protein of 609 amino acids. The record is from RefSeq and is a predicted model, not a curated record.
AUGGAGACGCUAUGUGCUCCUAUAGCGAAAGGAGGAAAGAAUGUACUUCACCUCAAGAGCCAUAAUGAAGCCAUCAAGCUCAAAUGGCUGAAAUGCCUACUCGCCCCAAUAGAAACAAGACCUCAGUGGGCAUUCUUCGCGAAUGCCAUUCUAGCGAAAGCAGCACUAAACUCACCCAUAGUUAAACAUAGCGCCAAGAUCAACCCAUUCCUCCAGACUUGGUCCCCGUCCCAAAAGAGGCUACCCUCCCACCUCCGUCGAAUCAUCCAAACCGCAAAGAAAUACGGCACCCGUUGGGAGGCCAUCACCAUCAAUCCUUCCAUCGCAAGGGAACUACCAGUGUGGUUUCACAUUGGCGCUUCGGCGGACCUAAAUAAGUUGAACAACCACCUAUACGCGGCAUGCUUAAGAGACAAUCAUCUCGCCACCUCCGUGGGCCAUAUUGAAGCAAUAGCUAACAGGAACUCACCGCUCCAUAGACAAAAUAAAAACUGCACGUGUAACCACUGCGCACAAGACCGAACAGAGUCGAGGUGUGAAAAACCCUACAAAUGCACUAAAUUAGCACAAAGUAUCCUCCGGUGCAUCUUACCAAAGUGGCAUCCACUGACGAGCUCCCCGUCCUACUCGCUCAACAUAGCACCUGAGCAAAUCACUGACGAAACAGAUGAAAACGACCAAAACACAAUGGUAUUUGACCCUACUUACCCAUCCCCAGACUCGCUGUCCUCCGGGUUCAGAGUCUUUGUGUCUUCUAACACGCCGUGCAACACACCAGCAAGCCAAGCACCUAAACCACCCGGUGAACAACCACAACUGUCCAUUAUAACCAUCGCCGAUACUCACAAAGUGGAUAAGGAUGGCUUCCACAUCUCAGGAGGCGGAGCAUGGUUUGGGACGAACGAUCCUCGCAAUAAGUCCAUCAAAGUGCCGGAGCACCUCGCAGCACCUGGCGCCGGAGAAAUAGUUGCCAUACUCUCAGUAAUAUCAACUCUUCCCAUUAACGUUUCCUUACAACUAAUGAUCAAAUUAUCCGUCCUCCGGAAAAGCCUCACCACUAACCUCGCGAACCUCGAGGACAUUGACUGGUUGGACCACCCCAACAAGACACUGAUGAAAUCUUUAGUUGCCAAACUAAGAAAACGAUGCGCACUUACCACGCUGACGGACGUUGGCAAAUCGACAGAUAAAGCAAGCUACAAACACGCUAUUGAUCUAGCGAAAAACGGCAUGAUCAAGGAUAAGCACGACGAUAUCAUGAUUAAGGUCGACGCACCAGAUGAACUAUUCGGAGUAAAACUGUGCAUAGGCACCCAACGCCUCUUCUUUAAGAACAUUAGGAACAUACAGAGCAAAAGCAAGCAAAGGAGAGAAACUAACAUGAAUAUGGCAAGAACUCUGCACGCAGUCGGCGAAGUAAACGAUACAACCCCUAUAAGCGAUCAAGUCUGGCUAUCCAUUAGAAACAAGGACAUCCCUAAAAACAUACGAGGUUUCCUUUGGAAAAGCCUACACGGCGCCUACAAGAUAGGACAAUUCUGGGAUAAAAUACCUCAGUUUGAACAUAUAGGACAAUGUGGACUUUGCCGCAUACCUGAAUCAAUGGAGCAUAUUCUCCUAGAUUGCGGCAAAUCGUUAGCAUCAAGAGUAAUCUGGAAAGCAGCCAAAGACCUAUGGCUUAAGCGAGAAACCAGUUGGCCAGAAAUAAGCUUCGGCACAAUACUAGGGUGUAACUUGAUGACCCUUCGCAACUCAGACAGUAAAACGAAAGUAGGAGCCACCAGGUUGUUCAAAAUCUUGAUCCUUGAAUCAGCCCAUCUCAUUUAUUAA